GCUCAGAAAGAAACCCUAACGAAACUGACGCUGCACUCGCUCCCCUUUAAAUCCCCGAGCUCCUCACUGUGAUCUUCCUCUCCUCUAUCUCGCUCCUGAUUACAAAGUCUGCGGCGAGAGAGAACCCCCUACCAUCUUUCACUCCUCGAUUACUUAAGAUAACUUGCUGAGAUCCCAUCAUGGGUAAGGAAAAGGUUCACAUCAACAUUGUGGUCAUUGGCCACGUCGACUCUGGGAAGUCAACCACCACUGGUCACUUGAUCUACAAGCUUGGAGGUAUUGACAAGCGUGUCAUUGAGAGGUUCGAGAAGGAGGCUGCUGAGAUGAACAAGAGGUCAUUCAAGUAUGCUUGGGUGUUGGACAAGCUCAAGGCUGAGCGCGAGCGUGGUAUUACCAUUGAUAUUGCCUUGUGGAAGUUUGAGACUACCAGGUACUACUGCACUGUUAUUGAUGCUCCUGGACAUCGUGAUUUCAUCAAGAACAUGAUCACUGGUACCUCCCAGGCUGAUUGUGCUGUCCUCAUUAUUGACUCCACCACUGGUGGUUUUGAGGCCGGUAUUUCCAAGGAUGGUCAGACCCGUGAGCAUGCUCUGCUUGCUUUCACUCUUGGUGUCAAGCAGAUGAUUUGCUGCUGCAACAAGAUGGAUGCCACCACUCCCAAGUACUCAAAGGCAAGGUACGAUGAAAUCGUCAAGGAAGUCUCAUCCUACCUCAAGAAGGUUGGGUACAACCCUGACAAAAUUGCCUUUGUCCCCAUUUCUGGAUUUGAGGGUGACAACAUGAUUGAGAGGUCCACCAACCUAGACUGGUACAAGGGACCAACCCUUCUUGAGGCCCUUGACCUGAUCAAUGAGCCCAAGAGGCCCUCAGACAAGCCCCUCCGUCUUCCACUUCAGGACGUCUACAAGAUUGGUGGCAUUGGAACUGUGCCUGUGGGACGAGUUGAAACUGGUGUUGUGAAGCCUGGUAUGGUUGUGACCUUUGGUCCCACUGGUCUGACCACUGAAGUUAAGUCUGUUGAGAUGCACCAUGAAGCUCUUCAGGAGGCUCUUCCUGGUGACAAUGUCGGGUUCAAUGUUAAGAACGUUGCUGUCAAGGAUCUGAAGCGUGGUUAUGUUGCUUCCAACUCCAAGGAUGAUCCUGCAAAGGAGGCUGCCAACUUUACCUCUCAGGUCAUCAUCAUGAACCAUCCUGGGCAGAUUGGAAAUGGUUACGCUCCAGUGCUGGAUUGCCACACCUCUCACAUUGCUGUCAAGUUUGCUGAGAUCUUGACCAAGAUUGACAGGCGAUCCGGUAAGGAGCUUGAGAAGGAGCCCAAAUUCUUGAAGAACGGAGAUGCUGGUAUGGUUAAGAUGAUUCCCACCAAACCCAUGGUUGUCGAGACCUUCUCUGAGUACCCACCUCUUGGACGUUUUGCUGUAAGAGACAUGCGCCAGACCGUUGCUGUGGGUGUGAUCAAGAGUGUGGAGAAGAAGGAGCCAACUGGUGCCAAGGUGACCAAGGCCGCAGCCAAGAAGAAGUGAAGUGUUUUAUGUUAUUGUCCGCCCUUAGCUAGAUCAGUUUUGUCGAAUGUCGUAUAUUUUCCAUUUUUGUGCCUACUCUCAGAGUUGGACAGGUUUUACAAGUUUUACAUCGUAGCCCUCAUGCCUUGCUGCAAGGAUUGUGGAGGAGCUGAGCGGCUAGAAGCGAUUCUGGUUGCUCGGCAAGCUGUGUUGAAUGCUAUUCGUUAUGGUUUUUUGUUGGUUUAUACAUUGAAAUCGGUCGUGUAGUUGGUUAUUGGACAAUUUGUAUUAAUGUUUGCAAUCGUUGUUAAACUUGCUUCUCUUUUAAAUUUGUGUCUUUGCUUUA
Pyrus x bretschneideri (Chinese white pear) is the source of this 1848-nucleotide messenger RNA. RefSeq names its product elongation factor 1-alpha. Gene Ontology annotation, biological process: translational elongation; translation. Lineage: Eukaryota; Viridiplantae; Streptophyta; Magnoliopsida; Rosales; Rosaceae. Bases 180 to 1523 code for a protein of 447 amino acids. Gene Ontology annotation, molecular function: GTPase activity; translation elongation factor activity; GTP binding. The transcript is spliced from 3 exons. The record is from RefSeq and is a predicted model, not a curated record.